AUUUGACCACAGUACCACUCGUGCGGCCAACCACUUCGGUGGUACCUAAUUAGUCCUCUUCGUGAAAGCGGUUCCUACGGUUGUUUUUUUGUUGCCAAUUUUGCAAACAUGUCUAAAGAGACUUUGGAGCUAGCUUCUUUGGAGAAAAAAGAAGAAACCAAAAAGGAAGAUGUCGAGCCUCCACGUACCCUAUUUGGAGUCCGGCACGUCCAAGUACUACUUAACUUCUUCUUGACCUUUAUCGCAUAUGGCAUUAGGGUCAACUUAUCAGUGGGGAUUGUGGCGAUGACCACGAAGAGUAGCGACAACCCCGACAUUCCAGUCUACGAUUGGCACGACAAGAGCAUCCUCCUGUCUUCGUUCUUCUGGGGGUACAUCAUCCCCCAAAUCGGUGCCGGCCAACUGGCGAAGAAAUACGGACCUAAGUGGUUCUUGGUCAGUACCAUGGGGAUUUGUUCCCUUUUUAGCGUGUUACUUCCAGUAAUGGCAGACGCUUUCGACUCGAAAGGGGUGAUGAUAUCCAGAGCGCUCCAAGGGUUUUGUCAAGGGUUCUUCUUUCCCUCGAUUCACAACAUAUUGAGUUAUUGGGUACCCGUUACUGAGAGAUCGCGACUAGGGACUUUUGUGUAUGCGGGUGGACCUCUGGGUACCGUUGUGUCCAUGAUCGUUUCAGGGAUUAUUUCAGCCAGCUGGUACGGCUGGCCUUUAAUUUUUUACAUUUAUGGUGGUCUGGGUUUAUUAUGGUCCGUCGCUAUGGCAAUCGUGGGCUCGAACAAACCCAAAGACAGCAAAAUCAUAUCAGAAGAAGAACGGCUUUACAUUGAAGCAAGUCUGGAUCGCAGUCCAGACGCAAAGAAUUUAGCCACACCUUGGAGGGACAUCCUGACUUCUCGCGCAUUCUGGGCCCUCCUCAUCGCCCACUGUGGCCAAAACUGGGGCUUCUGGACCUUGAUGACCGAAAUCCCGUCCUACAUGAGCGAAGUGAUGAACUUCCAAAUCAAAUCGAACAGCUACCUGAGCGCUCUACCAUACUUCGUCCUCUGGGUCUUGAGUUUCAUCUUCAGCGCCAUCGCCGACUUCCUCAUCAUCAGGAAGUACGCCUCCAUUGGUACCACCAGGAAAAUUUUCAACUCCAUCGGUCUCGUGGUUCCUGCAAUCGCUCUAGUCUUCCUGGGUUUCAUGGAUGAAGAACACCACACUCCCGCAAUAGCCCUUUUGGUUAUCGCUGUGGGUAUGAACUCUGCGAUUUUCUCAGGGUUUAAUGUCAACCACAUGGAUAUCGCUCCCAACCAUUCUGGUACUCUGAUGGGUCUGACUAACUGCGUUUCGAAUAUAUUUUCGUUACUGGCGCCACUUUUUGUGCAGGUGGUUGUAACGAAUGAGAAAGAUACGAGUCAGUGGCAGACGGUGUUCUGCGUGGCUGCUGGAAUCUACAUUAUUAGUGAUCUUUGCUUCGUUUUGUGCGGGUCUGGGGAGGUCCAGGAGUGGAAUGAUAAUGGGGCUGUAGCCAGUGAAGGGAAGUAUACUGUCACCAAAGAGGAUGAUGGGAGAAAGACAGUGUGAGAGUACCCAGUUGUGCCAGUUUGAAUAUUGCACUGCGAUUUACUGUGAUAAUAUUGUAACAAAAGAGAUUAGUGUCAAGUAGUGUGAUUAUAUAGAAUAAAGUAUAUAAAUGUUGUU
Molecule: messenger RNA, 1680 nt
Organism: Zophobas morio
Lineage: Eukaryota; Metazoa; Arthropoda; Insecta; Coleoptera; Tenebrionidae
Product: putative inorganic phosphate cotransporter
Exons: 6
Coding region: 109-1563 (484 amino acids)
Biological process (GO): monoatomic anion transport; transmembrane transport
Cellular component (GO): membrane
Molecular function (GO): transmembrane transporter activity
Source: RefSeq, a predicted model, not a curated record